Talaromyces amestolkiae is the source of this 1026-nucleotide messenger RNA. RefSeq lists its product as uncharacterized. The coding region runs from base 1 to 1026 and encodes 341 amino acids. NCBI's taxonomy places the organism in Eukaryota, Fungi, Ascomycota, Eurotiomycetes, Eurotiales, Trichocomaceae. The transcript is spliced from 2 exons. The record is from RefSeq and is a predicted model, not a curated record.
AUGAAGUCGAAUUCCAAGAAUAUUAUAAAGGCAGCGCUCGCCUUCGUUUCACUCCCGAUAUUGCCAGCGGUCGCUGAUUACUGCACCUUCGAUAACGGCAAUUGCAUUGAUGGCCUAGCCCAGGUUUCCGUUUCGUUCCAAUUUGACGCUAUCUCGCCCGUACCAUUAAAUUUUUACUACGGAUACGAUGCCGGAUGGGGUUCUCCCUCCAACGAAAACGCGUGUGCAGUGAAAGUGGGAUAUUGGCUUCAGUACGAUAGGGGAACAGUGACGGAAUUCAACUCGAAUAUCCGCGGUAUCAAUUGGACAACAGAGGUGGCAUUACGUAUCGGAAAUCUAGGCGGUUAUGUCGGCGGUGCCAAUAACGGCUGUGAUGGUGUUUGGGGUGGUAAUUGCUCGGAAAAUUUAAAAACUUUCUUGCGGUCCUCGUUAUUCAAUCUUAGUACAUCGGGGCAACCUUACGAUUUACCGCUGGACACGGUACUUCAGCCGUUGACGACCGGCAGCCCAGGACCUAUCAUCGACGGAUGUCCGUCUACACUGUUUGACUUGGAUCUAAUUCCCACCUAUGCUGUUAUCAAUGCCACAACAGCUGGCGGCAACAACGCUUCGGAAGCCAUAAGUGUUGCUGUACCAGGCAAUCCUGGAGCCCCAUGGCGGACAUGGUACAUUCCCGGCGCAACGCCUUUGGGACACGCCCAAGAGGUUGCCGUCGGCAUCAUCGCGCGUGGACCCAAUCACGGCUCAAAGCCACUAAAUGGUCCGGAUGACAUUAAAGUUGAGCUGGUAUGUGCGAGGGCACCAAGACAAGGUCCCCGCCAUCCACCUGAUGGCGGCGCUCCUGGUAAGGCCCCUCAGGGAUAUGCCCGCGGCAUCAUCAAGUCGUAUGCUUUUGACGAGAAAGACUUUGUAUAUGAAGUCGAAGACGAUGAGGAGGAGGGGGAAGAUGAUGAGUACUAUGAUGGCGAUAGCUCGACAACAGGCACCAACGUCGAUUGCCCUGAAAGCAGUGCCACAGUACUCUAG